Messenger RNA from Nerophis lumbriciformis (worm pipefish), 1746 nucleotides. NCBI's taxonomy places the organism in Eukaryota, Metazoa, Chordata, Actinopteri, Syngnathiformes, Syngnathidae. The record is from RefSeq and is a predicted model, not a curated record.
AUGUCCACCGCCGUAUCUUCCCUCGUUUCGUAUGGCAGCGAUUCCGAUUCGGAAAAUGAGUCCCAAUCUGGCACGAGCCCCGAAAAAUCGGACUCUACAGAUCCGGACGCAACGGCUCAUCUUAAACCUUUAAAGUCCGCGCCGACUAUGGCGUUAGCACUUCUGAAUUCUGCUCCCGAAGUCGCCGUGAAGGAGUCUGUUGAGACUGGCGUACAUCUUGACCCUUCCGUGAAAGAAGUCAACUAUAACCCGACAUAUGAAACCAUGUUUGCUCCAGAGUUUGGACCAGAAAACCCCUUCCAAACCCAACAGAUGGCCGCCCCGAGGAACAUGUUAUCUGGCUACGCCGAACCAGCUCACGUCAACGACUUCAUGUUCGAACAACAGAGGAGGACCUUUUCGUCACUUGGUUAUGCUUUAGAUCCGUCUGUAGACACGAACCAAGUAACCGGCAGUAGUUACAUCGGUGCAGUGGACGAGGCGGAGAAAAAUCAAGGAUUGACCGUUUUUGAGAGCGCUUACAAACGGACAGAAAAAAGGAAAAAGGUCAAGGGCGGCGACGCGGGAGAUAUUGAUAAUUACCUUGGACCGUGGGCGAAAUACGUCGACGAGCAAUCUGUGGCAAAACCCACCGAGGACGAGAAGAAAGAGUUGGACGAGUACUUAGCCAAAAGGCAAAAACGGGGGAGGAUUGAAGAGGAAGCUCCGGCGGAAGAGAAGAGCAUUCUUCAUGUUAAAGACAUGUUCGACUACCAGGGCAGGUCCUACCUGCACAUCCCCCAGGACGUGGGCGUUAACCUGCGUUCUACCGAGGCACCAGACAAGUGUUACCUGCCCAAAAAGCAAAUCCAUGUUUGGACCGGCCACACGAAGGGUGUCAGCGCCAUUCGACUGUUUCCACUUUCCGGCCAUCUCUUGCUUUCCAGCUCUAUGGAUUGUAAGAUUAAGUUGUGGGAGGUUUACAAUGAGAGGAGAUGUAUACGAACCUUUAUUGGCCACAGCAAAGCGGUGCGAGACAUUUGCUUCAACAACAGCGGUAAUCGCUUCCUCAGCGCCGCCUACGACCGCUACAUCAAACUCUGGGACUCGGAGACUGGUCAGUGCAUAUCCCGCUUCACCAAUAGGAAGGUUCCUUACUGCGUCAAGUUCAACCCGGAUGAAGAAAAGCAGAAUCUUUUGGUGGCCGGAAUGUCAGAUAAGAAGAUAGUCCAGUGGGACAUCAGGACCGGCGAAGUCGUCCAGGAAUACGACCGCCACUUGGGUGCAGUCAACACCAUCACCUUCGUAGAUGAGAAUCGCCGCUUUGUCAGCACGUCGGAUGACAAGAGUCUUCGCGUUUGGGAGUGGGACAUCCCCGUGGACUUCAAGUACAUCGCCGAGCCCAGCAUGCACUCCAUGCCGGCUGUGACGCUCUCUCCUAACGGUAAGUGGCUUGCGUGCCAGUCCAUGGACAAUCAAAUUCUGAUCUUCGGAGCCCAAAACCGCUUCCGACUGAACAAAAAGAAGAUCUUUAAGGGCCACAUGGUCGCUGGCUACGCCUGCCAGGUAGACUUCUCCCCGGACAUGAGCUACGUUGUGUCAGGCGAUGCCGACGGAAAGCUCAACAUCUGGGACUGGAAGACGACCAGGUUGUACCACAGAAUCAAAGCACACGACAAGGUGUGCAUCAGCGCCCUGUGGCAUCCCCACGAAACCUCCAAAAUCAUCACCUGUGGUUGGGACGGACAAAUUAAACUCUGGGAUUAG